AUGGCAACUAUGGUAAUGUUUGGUGAUGAAAUAGGUCAGAAACUGUGGGCAACAGUCAACACUUAUUUUCGUGCUUUGUUUGAGGAGUAUAGAGAACUGUAUGCUCCUUUUCCAAAUGACAAGGUGCCUGCUGAAACUCAAGAAACACCAGAAUUUUGUUCUGAAUUGAUGAGCUCCAUAAUUGCACAACAGAUGAGCAAUAAGGGGAAUGCCAAUACCACUGUGAAGUCUGAACUAGACAAGUACCUUUUAGAAGAUAAUGAGGAGCUUAGUAAAAGUUUUGACAUUAUGAAAUGGUGGAAGAACAAUGCUACUAGAUUUCCCAUAAUGUCUCAUAUGGCCCGUGAUCUUCUGGCAAUUCCUAUCUCAACAGUAGCCUCUGAGUCAGCCUUCAGUUCAGGUGGAAGAACACUUCAUGAUUUUAGGACAUCACUCACACCAACAAUGGUUGAGCGACUCGUUUGUACAAAUGAUUGGCUUCGUGGAAACAACUACAUCAGUGUUGAAGAGGACAUAGAAGCAUUGGCCAAGCUUGAGGAAGAAAUUGGUGCCCUGGCCAUUUCUAAGGAUAGCACUACUGCUACUGCAUCUUGA
Miscanthus lutarioriparius is the source of this 594-nucleotide messenger RNA. The record is from the annotation of a GenBank genome assembly. Lineage: Eukaryota; Viridiplantae; Streptophyta; Magnoliopsida; Poales; Poaceae.